Lactuca saligna is the source of this 669-nucleotide messenger RNA. Lineage: Eukaryota; Viridiplantae; Streptophyta; Magnoliopsida; Asterales; Asteraceae. The record is from the annotation of a GenBank genome assembly.
AUGGCGGCCGAAGAAUCAAAAAUCAAGAAUGUGGCUAUUGUUUCCGAUGACAGUCAAAGCAGCGAAAAAGAAGAAGAAAUUAAACACGAAAAAGAAACCGAUCUGGGCAUUUCGUUGGAUAAACUUAGCCUUGGUCCCAAAAAGAAACUGCUUGUGAUUCCUCUUGGUGGCCUCAUUGUUCACCGAGCUCACGUUCGUAACUGGGCCACCCUCCCAAAAAACCGCCGCCCUGAUCUGACCUACGGAAAGUUUAAGGUAUACAAAAGGCCUUUUUGUGAAGAAUUCUUGAGGUUUUGCUUUGAAAGAUUUGACGUCGGACUAUGGUCUUCUGCCAUGGAGCAUAACAUAGACAAAGUUCUGACCCAAAUAACCGGGGAACUUAAAAACAAGUUCUUAUUCACGUGGCCUAACACUGCCAUAUUUCCUAAGGAGUAUGAUAUUAAGAAUAAGAACGAUGAUUUUUUAGGUCCAAAUGGGGAGCUAAGGGCAUAUUUGGAUGGACUUGCUGACGCAAUUGAUGUUCCAAGUUAUGUUAAAGAUAAUCCAUUUGGGGAGGCUGCGAUAACACCUUCACAUCCUCGCUGGGAUUUUUAUUCGGGGAUAAUUAGUUCCGGUGGCAAGGAAGAAAGUAGUGAUGACGAGUUUUGGGAUUCCGACUGGAGCUAUUAA